This is a messenger RNA of Hydractinia symbiolongicarpus, 421 nucleotides long. RefSeq lists its product as uncharacterized. The record is from RefSeq and is a predicted model, not a curated record. Lineage: Eukaryota; Metazoa; Cnidaria; Hydrozoa; Anthoathecata; Hydractiniidae. The coding region runs from base 51 to 395 and encodes 114 amino acids. The transcript has 2 exons.
UUUAUAUCAAAUCUGCGGUAGAUUCUAAUAAAGGAACUGAAAUUAAGAUCAUGAUAUUGCUUCUGGAAUCUACUAUAAACGUCAAAUGCAAGAGAGUUUUUUGUACAAUAUCUGAAGAAAAAAGAGUGAACACGAUGAAAACUGUUUCAGCAAUGAUCUUUGCGACGCUGCUUGUCGCUUGUAAUGGCAAACCGUCUCAGUUUUUACCAGAAACAGAGAUGAAUUCUGGGGAGAAAAUGUGUAUAGCAGAAAUGAAUGCAUGUUAUGAACAGAAUAACUACAACAAGCGAAGAGAAGACUAUCCAAUCCUAGUGGAACCACUGUCACCUUCAAGAAAUUGUUUCCAAGAAUAUCGAGAUUGUCUAACGAAUUUAGAAAUGAGUGUUUUAAAGUAGUAGUAAAUAUAUUGAACCGUUAUUAA